UCAUCUCUCUCUCUCUCUACUUGAAAGAGCUCAUCUUUCACAAUUCCAUUAUCUAUCUUACCUACAGCCAGCCAUGGCCCGGCUACAUCCAACUUCACUGCCCUUUCUUCUCUCUCUAAAUCACUUGCUGUACCCAAUUAAGCCUUCAUCUUGAUUGCUCCUCUCCUUCUCUCUACAGGCUUCUCUGUCCUGUACUUCAAAUUCAAUUCUCCUAAUUUCAACUAGAAUCUCAAUCAUGCCUCUAGUUGUUGCAGAAAACUCAACAAUGGCAGAGCCCAUCAGAUACAGACGACCGAGAAACCAAAGCCAACCCAUCUCGGACCCCAAUCAAAUCCCUUCCAUCAUCCAAUCCACGCGCUGCAAAUCCACCAUUUCCUCUCUCCUCCUUUCCACCUUCACCCCCGCCGCCAACGACGCCUCCGCCUCCGCCUCCGCCUCCGCUGCCACGCCCAAAAAGAAGAACUUUGCGGCGGGGACGCUCCGGGGUCUCGGAUGCGCCGCCUCGCCGCAGGUCUCGGUGCCGGCGGCGAUCCGGGCGUCGGCCGAUUGGGAAGCUAAGAAGGUGAGGAAGAAGAAGCAAAAGCAGAAGAGUAAGAAGAAGGGUAGGGAUUUGGGCAUGGCGAACGGUUCCGACCCGUCGUCGGCGUCGGCCGCCGUGGUUGUUCCCGACGUUUGCUGCGGGCCCGGGAUUGGCUUCGCCGCUGAUGCUGCCGCCUCUGUUGAUUGCGUUGUUUCGAGAAGGCCCGGCGCCGGAAGAGUCAAAGUUGAUGGUGCCAAUAUGAAUCAGAGGGAGCAACGUUCAUGUCCUACACGGAGAAUGGUGAACCCGGAGGCAAUCUCUUUAUUGGAUUCUGAUCAUUCCUUUGGAAUGACAGGAUUUGAUGUAUUUGGAUCAAGGUAUCACCGUCAUGUCCGCCAUCCUUCUCCUGAAGGUCUUGCCGAGAUCAUGAUGUUCCAAAGUAGUCUGCUGAUGGGAGGAAGAUCUGUUGGAUUUGAUCGAUACAGGGACUGGAGACUUGAUGUUGAUAACAUGUCGUAUGAAGAGUUGCUUGAGCUUGGCGAUAGGAUUGGGUAUGUGAACACUGGACUAAAAGAGGAUGAGAUCGUUCACUGCCUGAGGAAAACCAAACUUUUUGACAAUGGGUUUUCACAGUUUGCCACAGAAAUGGAAUGGAAAUGCAGCAUUUGCCAGGAGGACUAUGAAAACGACGAUGAGAUGGGGAAGCUGGAAUGUGGGCACUUCUACCAUAUUCACUGCAUAAAGCAGUGGCUUGCGCGGAAGAAUACUUGCCCUAUCUGUAAAACUGCUGCAGCCUCUCAAAAAUGAUGCCCCCCAACAUGUUCGAGUCUCCCUUAACCCGCAUGGUGAUGGAGAACUGUGCCUUCCAUCUCUCCACUGUACAGGCUUGAUCUCCUGCGCAAGCAAUAAUUCAUUUUUUGUGUGUCUUCUUCCUAUUUCUAUCUACAAAUUAAAUUUGAAAUGAUGAAUGCUUCUUGAUUGAGAGCCCCCUGUUGAUUCGAAUUUAUUUUGUGGUCCUCUGAAUGGACCAUGAACCUUUUCAGUCUGUGCCAUUCUCAUACAAAUCACAGUUAUCCACAUUUUGUUCUGAUGUUUGGUUUGUAACGCCUGUUAACAAUGGCUUGAUUCGUUUUCUUCUACUCAUGAAUUUUAAGUGUUAGCUAUGGUUCUGGAGUGCUUUCAAA
Messenger RNA from Diospyros lotus (date-plum), 1704 nucleotides. RefSeq lists its product as uncharacterized. The coding region runs from base 236 to 1327 and encodes 363 amino acids. The transcript is spliced from 5 exons. Lineage: Eukaryota; Viridiplantae; Streptophyta; Magnoliopsida; Ericales; Ebenaceae. Gene Ontology annotation, molecular function: ubiquitin protein ligase activity. The record is from RefSeq and is a predicted model, not a curated record.